AUGGCUGGAGGCAACAUCAAGGUGGUGGUGAGGGUGCGGCCUUUUAACAGUAGAGAAAUCGACCGCGGCGCAAAAUGUAUCGUGGAGAUGAAAGAUACCCAGACCGUCCUCACCCCUCCUCCAGAUGCUCCUCAGGGGAAGAAUUCCAAGGAUAGCGGCCAGAAAGUGUUCGCCUUCGAUCGGUCGUAUUGGUCCUUCAACAAGGCCGACUCGCAUUAUGCCGGACAACAUCACUUACACGAGGACUUGGGAAAGCCGCUGUUGGACAACGCGUUCCAAGGCUACAAUAACUGUAUUUUUGCAUAUGGUCAGACUGGUUCUGGAAAGUCCUACUCGAUGAUGGGCUAUGGCAAAGAACAUGGUAUCAUCCCUAUGAUUUGUCAAGACAUGUUUGAACGAAUAGGUGGCAUUACGCAGGGGGACCCCAACACGCGAUGCACCGUCGAAGUGUCGUACCUGGAGAUCUACAACGAGAGAGUAAAGGACUUGUUGAACCCGGGCACCAAGGGGAACCUGAAAGUCCGAGAGCAUCCUUCCACUGGUCCCUACGUCGAAGAUCUUGCAAAGCUCGUCGUCGGUAGCUUUCAGGAAAUCGAGAAUCUCAUGGACGAGGGUAACAAGGCCAGAACCGUCGCCGCCACGAACAUGAACGCGACAUCCAGCCGAAGUCAUGCUGUAUUUACACUGAUGCUUACUCAGAAGACGGUCGACACCGACACCAAGAUGGAAAUGGAGAAGGUCGCCAAAAUCAGUCUGGUCGAUCUCGCGGGUUCCGAACGAGCGACAUCGACGGGAGCCACAGGAGCGCGUCUCAAAGAAGGUGCCGAGAUCAACAGAUCGCUGUCCACGCUCGGUCGUGUCAUUGCUGCUCUCGCGGAUCUCUCCACUGGCAAGAAGAAGAAGGGCGCCGCCUCACAGGUACCUUAUCGAGAUUCGGUCCUCACAUGGUUGCUGAAGGAUUCCUUGGGUGGUAACAGUAUGACUGCAAUGAUAGCAGCUAUCAGCCCUGCUGAUAUCAACUACGAUGAGACCCUGAGUACGCUACGAUAUGCCGAUUCCGCCAAACGAAUCAAGAACCACGCUGUUGUCAACGAGGAUGCCAAUGCCCGCAUGAUCAGAGAGCUGAAGGAAGAGCUGGCUCAACUCAGAAGCAAGCUUGGGGGCGGCGGAGCCGGUGCUGUGGGCGGAGUUGCCGUGCCUGCAGAUGAAGUCUACGCGGAAGGCACGCCCCUCGAAAAACAGCUGGUCACGAUUACUGCGGCGGACGGCUCCACCAAGAAAGUUUCGAAAGCUGAAAUCGCGGAGCAGCUGAGCCAAAGCGAGAAGCUGUUGUCAGACCUUAACCAGACCUGGGAGCAGAAGAUGGCCAAGACCGAGGAGAUUCAUCAAGAACGGGAGGCUGCCCUGGAAGAACUCGGUAUCAGCAUCGAGAAGGGAUUCAUUGGGCUGAGCACCCCCAAGAGGAUGCCACAUUUGGUCAACCUGUCAGAUGAUCCUCUCCUGGCAGAAUGUCUCGUCUACAACCUGAAACCUGGUAUCACAACCGUUGGUAACGUCGAAUCCGAGACCAAUAGCCACCUAGGAAUCAGGUUGAAAGGAACCAGAAUUCAAGCUGAGCAUUGCUCGUUUGAAAACGCUGCAGACGGCACUGUCACACUCAGUCCCAGGGAAGGUGCGGCUGUCAUGAUCAACGGCAAGCGCAUCACCGAGCCCCAACAGCUGCACUCGGGAUACCGCGUCAUUCUUGGGGAUUUCCACAUCUUCAGAUUCAACCACCCUAUGGAAGCUCAGGCUGAGCGAGCAGAGAGGACGGAAACGCAACGGCAUAGUCUUUUGCGCCAGUCGAUCACAGCCAGCCAACUGCAGUCGCUCGAACGAACAUCGCCAACGCCUAGUCCGAGACUUCCACAUGAGCGGAGCUGGAGUAAAGCAGGAUCCGAGAUUGGUAGUGACAGCCGUUCAGACUCGCCCGCGCCACGCGGCCGUGAUACGGACUGGUCCUUUGCAAGACGAGAAGCUGCAGGCGCCAUCCUCGGGUCUGACCAGAACCUUUCAAACCUGACAGACGAGGAACUCAAUGCCCUUUUCGAGGACGUACAGAAAGCCAGGGCUGAACGUGUCACUGGGAAGGAAGGAGAGGACGAUAUGGAAUCCUUGGCAUCAUAUCCCGUCAGGGAAAAGUACAUGUCGACUGGUACGAUCGACAACUUCUCACUUGACACCGCUCUGACCAUACCGUCGACACCGAAACAAGGCGAUUCAGACGACAAGAUGCGCGAUGCUCGUGAUGAGAUGCAGACUCAACUGGACAAGCAGAAGGAGGAGUUCCAUGAGCAGUUGAGGGCCGCGCAAAUAGCGAACGUCGAGGUUGAAGAAAUCAAGAAAGAGAAAGCGCACAUGGAGGAGACCUUGAAGAAGAUGAAAGAAGACAUGCAGAAACAGCUCGAGGUACAAAAGCGCGACUUCGAGGCUAAAAUCGAGAAGCUCGAUCCCCUGAAAGGCCGAAAGCAAACCCAAAGCUUUCGGACGAUGAGAUCGAGCUGGCCAAGAAAGUCGUAA
Molecule: messenger RNA, 2559 nt
Organism: Diaporthe citri
Lineage: Eukaryota; Fungi; Ascomycota; Sordariomycetes; Diaporthales; Diaporthaceae
Exons: 2
Coding region: 1-2559 (852 amino acids)
Biological process (GO): cytoskeleton-dependent intracellular transport; microtubule-based movement
Cellular component (GO): microtubule; kinesin complex
Molecular function (GO): microtubule motor activity; ATP hydrolysis activity; microtubule binding
Source: RefSeq, a predicted model, not a curated record